Pollicipes pollicipes is the source of this 664-nucleotide messenger RNA. Its product is annotated as serine protease easter. The record is from RefSeq and is a predicted model, not a curated record. Gene Ontology annotation, biological process: proteolysis. Bases 215 to 640 code for a protein of 141 amino acids. Gene Ontology annotation, molecular function: serine-type endopeptidase activity. The transcript has 5 exons. Lineage: Eukaryota; Metazoa; Arthropoda; Thecostraca; Pollicipedomorpha; Pollicipedidae.
CUGCCUUUGAUCCGAACGAGUGAAGGUGCUACUGGGCGACUUGAACUUUGCCACGACCACAGAAGAAAGCACCCAGUACCCGCCCAGAGUGUACAAUGUGGAAAAAGCCUUAAAACAUCCGGAAUAUAAACGGGUUUUCAGAGGAAACGGCAAAAGAUUGUUCAAUGACACUGCCCUCGUUAAGCUUACGGAGCGCAUCUCGAUUUCCCCCGUGAUGAAGCCGCUGUGCAUCUCCGAUUCCUCCCGCCCCGCCUCCGACCUGGACGGCAAGCAGGUCUACGUUGCCGGCUGGGGCGCGACCGAGUUCGCUGGGCCCACCGAGGCCUUGAUGCAGUGGGCCCGGAUCAACGUCACGCGCCACGCUCAGUGCCAGGAGACGUACUCCCGCCAGAACACGGCCGUGGACAACACGCAAAUCUGCGCCAACGGCGAGAACGACCUCGGCGGAGUCGACACCUGCAGGGGCGACAGUGGGGGUCCUCUGAUGGAGCGUCGGAACCACAGGAACCAGGAAACCUCGUACGCCGCGGGCGUCGUCUCCUUCGGCUCCGGCUGCGGCAGCGUCAACUUCCCGGGUCACCCAUGCGGAGAGCUUUCUCGACUGGAUCGGCUGCACGGUGGCGAAGAACUGACCACCUGACGAUAGGGUGGCGGGGGGGGGGGG